AUGUCUACGCUGCUGGUGUGCGUCAGUCACCUUCGUUCACUAGGUAGCCUUGUUGCUAAGCACGAUCUGUUUGCCGCGGUUGCCAGCGGAGCAGAGCGGCGGCGGAUGGAUCAGCUCCUGCCGGCGGGCUUCCGCUUCUUCCCGACGGACGAGGAACUCAUCACCUGCUACCUCGCUAGGAAGGCCAUGGAUGGCAGCUUCACCUCGCCGGCCAUCCGCGACGUCGACCUCUACAAGUCCGAGCCGUGGGAUUACCUGCCAUGCGACCUGCAGGAGGGCUACUUCUUCUGCACCAGGGGCAGCAAGUACCUCUCCGGCGUGCGCGCCCGCCGCGCGACGCGGUGCGGGUACUGGAAGUCGACGGGGAAGGACAAGGCCGUGCACGGCAGGGACGGCCGCCUCGUCGGGAGGAGGAAGACGCUGGUGUUCUACCGCGGCAGGGCACCGAGAGGGGAGAAGACCGGCUGGGCCAUGCACGAGUACGCAAUGGGCGAGAGGAGCAGCAGCGCCCUCCUCGGAGGAGCACAGGUGCGCACCAACCCCAAAUGA
Molecule: messenger RNA, 549 nt
Organism: Panicum virgatum (switchgrass)
Lineage: Eukaryota; Viridiplantae; Streptophyta; Magnoliopsida; Poales; Poaceae
Product: NAC domain-containing protein 100-like
Exons: 2
Coding region: 1-549 (182 amino acids)
Biological process (GO): regulation of DNA-templated transcription
Molecular function (GO): DNA binding
Source: RefSeq, a predicted model, not a curated record